AUGUCAUCUCUCCAGUUUCUGAUAGCCGUGGUGUCAGUGCUGACACUUUCCAGUGCUCAGCAGCAGCUGAUUGAUCCGUACCUGAAUGAAGGUUUCCUACAGUACAACGAUUGGCAACCCAUUACCGGUCCGAAUGUGCCCUAUCCUUAUGCCGUUCCACAGUUCCUGCCUGCCCAGCAGUUCCCCUUCGUUCAGCAAGUUCCCGUCGCACAGCUUCCACCAGUUCCCGUACCCUUCCCGGCACAGCUCCCUCUGCCAAUCGCCCAACCUGGACAGUAUCCUUACCAGCUGCAACUUCCGGUACCACCCCAGCAACAGCAACUGCUUCCAGGUGUAGCAGUGCCUCCGUUCGGCAAUACGCCACAGCUACCAGCGCAGGUUCAGCUCGUACGCCACGGACUUCCGCAUUCGGAUGCGGCUGCCGUUUCGUAUUCCUCGCUGCACUAUUCCGGCAAUAAUUCCCAACCACCCAACCAACUCCCGACACCUCCAGUUGUCAGUGUAAACCAAACACCCUCGAACAGCGUAAAUGGUGCCGCAGCCGUCCCAGUAGCACCCAGCGCCAAGGUGGCAGUAGUAAAGGACAUUGCCACCUUCGGCACAGAGUACGGUACCGGUGCGGACAAGGCUCCCGUCGCGAGGUACGAAGCCAUUAACGCCGGUUCGGUCCAUGUUGCACCGCUGCCGGGACACACCGUCGACCAGAAGCUGAUAGCGCCCGGUACCACCGAACAGAAGCUGUAG
Anopheles marshallii is the source of this 744-nucleotide messenger RNA. Its product is annotated as histone acetyltransferase p300-like. The coding region runs from base 1 to 744 and encodes 247 amino acids. The record is from RefSeq and is a predicted model, not a curated record. Lineage: Eukaryota; Metazoa; Arthropoda; Insecta; Diptera; Culicidae. The transcript has a single exon.